GCUACCCCGGGAUGAAGGGUGUCCCCCCCGACGAGGGCAAAAUGGACUUGACCCAAAUACCUGUGUCUGGGCAGUUAAUUUCUGACUAUGGUUAUGGAUGGAUGUCACCUCCUCCUCCUCCUUUCAUCCUUCAAUCCAUUCUUCCUGACACUGACACCCGUGUCAUCCCCACAGUGACUUCUGUCGUCAAAAAUAUCAUGGCGGAGUGUCUUACUGUAAUGUCGGGAGAUUUUUUAACCGUUUACUAUGAAGAUCAGUCCUGAGAAAUCACGUAUUGCUUUUUGGUGCUUCUAUUUCCCUGCACAAAUUAUUUCUCGUUGAAAUUAUUUUAGGAGAGAUUAGCCAAAAUAAUGCAUUUAUUUUGGGAGGUAUAGCAGAUAUGUUUGGCAAUUUGAGCAGCUAUGGCAGGCAAUACUCACCAAGACACUGCCAUUCCUUCAUCUGUAGGACGGCAGUUAUCACAGGAGACUGACUCCGUUGACAUAGAUGAUGGGGAACUUUGGAAUCAUAGGCGGCUUCAGCAACAGGUGGGAUAUUUAAGCCUAGGUGGGGGCUUCAGUGGAGGAUUAUCACCACAACCUUCAUCAAGUGCAGAAUGUGAACGUCGUGUGAGUCCCUUAGACCCCAAUCUGUCAUCAGCAGCUCGAUAUUCUCCACCUCCACCGUACAACAGUCCUUUAGCAGGAAUAGAAGCAUCACUGGAACAUCCUGAUUCUCCAAUGGAAGAUCUGUCCAAUGCUAGUUCCCUUCCUAGUCUACCAGCUGGUGUAAGCAGUAGUAUAUCCAGUGCUACGGAAAGCCUCGCAGUCUCUGAUGCACACAGAUUACCACCUUCCUCAGUUGGACGAGUGUCAGCAAGCAGAAGCAAUAGCUUAGUACCUGCUAACAGUCUGUUUGCAACACCACCAGUUUUAUCACGAUCCCAACCAAGGUGGGCUUCAGCUGAUGUAAUUGAUGAUGACGAUGAUGAUGAUGAUGAUGAUGACGAUGAUGAUGAUGAUGUUGAUGAUGACGAUGACGAUGAUGUUACUGUAAGUCCGUCAUUGGGUGAAAGUGUAUGGGCCAAACAGAAGAGAUUAGCUUUGAGUAAUAUUGUAGACAGUGGUAUUUCUCAACCAGGUUCUAGUGGACUUCAGACUGUGGCAAGAGUCAGCCCUAGUGGUCUUCAGAGUAUGUCUCGACCUGGUCCAAGUGGUCUACAGAGUAUGCCUCAGCCUGGUCCAAGUGGUCUUCAGGCUAUACUCCAACCUUGUUCUAGUGGAAUUCAGGCUAUCUCUCGGUCAGGCCCUAGUAACCUUGUAGCUAUGCCACAACCUAGUCCAAGUAUUCUGCAAGCUGUACCCUCUAGCCAUCAAGUUCUUCCUCGACAUCAGAGAUCAGAUUCUUCAGAGAGUGAUGCUGAUGACAGUAAUGAUGUUUCAGAAAAUUUACCACAGCUCAGUUCAACUCCUGGUCCAUCAGGUAUUAGAAAUAGAUUAGUUCGGCUCAGUGAUGGAGAAGCAGAGGCACUUAAUGGCACUGCAUCUGGUUGUGAAGCCAGCAGUAGUGUCAGGGGUAAUGUGUCUCCUUUAGGAUCACCCAGCACACCUACAGAUAACUGUAUUGUAUCAUCAUCUACAGGACAUAUUGAUUCUAUACCUCCAACACCUGCAGAGUUUCAGGGCAAUGAUGUGUCUGGUCCCAGCAGCCCAGUCUCUCCAAGUCUGGUAAGUGCUGCUAUACUUGAUUCAACUGUUGAUUCCACCAGUGGUCGAGGAAUCAUGGACCCAGAAGAGGAGACAUCUGAUGAUGAUUCAGAUGAUAAUCUAGUACCAACAGAACAGAUGCAGCUAACAGUAAUGGGGCAUGGAGAUGAAAUAUCAACAUCAGAAGUUGGUUUGCAACACAGUGAUGACAGUCAGGAUGUUGCACUACUUGUCAGUCCUCAGGGAAUGUUCACAAGUGGAAGAGCUAGUGCUAAUCGUUUUAUAGAGCAUUUUUCUCUUUCUCUCUCUCACUUCUCCAGCAAUGCCUUAGAUGCCAGUUUAUCUGGAGUGGUGGGUGAGCAGCGUUCUCCCCCUAACACUCCACCACCCCCUGAUCCAGGGCCAUAUCUUAAUGAUCCUCUGGAUAUCCCAAGACCCAGCACACCUCGGAUCACCAGUAGACAGGUUAGCAUACAAGGUGAUCAAGCUAGAGAUCAGCCUUCCACCUCUAGUACACACAAUAUGACUAAUCCUGGAGUUCUUGGCAGUAGUUUACCACUACUAAAUAUCACAUCGGGUUUGCCUGGUUGUAGCACAGCUUCAGAUACAGAUCACUUGAGUGAUUCAGGUGGAUCUGGGGAAUUAGGAGACACUUCAGGAAGAAUAGAAAGUGACUCGAGAGGACUAGGAAGUGCAUCAAGAGGGUUAGAACCUCUUGUGUCACUCUCCAGUAGUGCAACUAAUACCAUUGAUAAUGAUAGCUUGACUGGUAAUGCAGGUAGCCAGGACCUGGAUCAGUUAAGUCAGUCAUAUGUGCUUGAGCUGAAUGAUGAUAGUUCAGUUGGAAGUGAAAAUGCCCUGAGCUCUGGCUCUAUUGGUAAAGAUGAUUUGGUUGAUGAAGGACUUGACCAAAGAAAUUUUGAAAGUUUACCAACUAGUCACCAGUCAUUGCUUGAUCCUAAAAGGUUAACAGAAGACUCUUUGAAUAGCUCUCUCAGUUUAAGCCUUGCAUCUUCAGAGCCAAGUAGGGUGUUAGAAACAGAUGUUGCUGUGCCAGGGCCUUCUCACCAAUCUACAAUGACGCAGCACUUGCUGCCCUCUCAGCCUGAUCAGGUUUCUCUUCUGGUUGGUGGAGGGGAUGACAGUACUGAUGGAGCACUACUAAUGAUGGUAUCUUCAGACUCUCAUUCUAUGCACAGCAACCUCUCAAUUGAAAAACAGAUAGAGCAAGGUGAAGCCAGCAAUCUUGUUCCUAGCCUUAGACCAUCAGCUUUACAGAGUGUGCAAUCAGCAAGAGUGAAGAACACCGCAAAAGGUCUUGCAAAUGAUGAACCUAAUGGCAGAGGUGAGAAUGAAGUCAAUUCUGCCACUGGCCAAGAAGUAGAAGCAGGAUUCAUUGGAGCAGAUUUUUGGUGUGGGGAAUGUGAACAAACAUAUGCCCACGAAUGUCCACAACACCACUUACAAGAUGAAUCUGGAAAGCCUACAAAAACCCAGGCUUGGGUGUCCCUUCCUACACAACAGCUGGUGAUUCCCAAAAUUUCAAGUACAAAAGAUUGUGGUGAAUGUGAAGAGAUACAUGGUCAUGACUGUUCCCAGCACCACGUACAAGCCAUAUCUGACAAACCUGUCAGGACCAGAGCCUGGGCCUCUCUUCCUGCUCAACAUUUAUUAAUUCGCAAAAUUCCAAAUACAGAAGAUUUUGGUGUGUUUGCUCGCAAGUCCAUACCAAAGAGAACACAGUUUGGUCCCUUAGAGGGUGUUGUGAAAACUGAAGCUAGCGAGACUCCCCAUGGUCUUGUCUUCACCAUUAGUUCUGGAGAGAAAGUCCUGUAUAUUGAUACUUCUGAUGAAGGUUCCUCAAAUUGGAUGAGAUUUGUCCGGAAAGCAACAACAUUUUUGGAGCAAAAUUGUGUGGUUAUGCAAACAGAUGGAUCUCUCUUUUUCCUCACCACUAGUGACAUAGUACCUCGUGCAGAACUCAGAAUUGGAUACUCAAAGCAGUAUGCUGAUAAAAGGAACUUGCACAUCCUGGAGCCAACUGAAGAAGAGAUAAAAUUUUUAGACUCACUGAAGAAGUCAUGGCCUUGUUAUGAGUGUGAUGAAGGGUUUGAGUCAUCUGCUGAACUACAACAACAUUUAAUUUGUCAUGAUGAGGAGAUUGGGGAGGUUGAGCGCAAAAAACGCAGGAGGAUCAAGACAAGGCGGCCACGUGGUAAUGGAGAAAAUGAGGCAGGGAUGAAAAGGCUCAUUAAGAGAAUUAAGGUGUGUGGGGAAGGAAACUCUAUUGCUAGUACGUCCGAGGCAGGAGCUGGAGGAAGUGACUCUGGUCUAGUGGAAAACAGUAUUCAGCACAGCCAGUGUUUGAUAUGCAGUCUUGUCUUCACCAUGCCAGAGGUACUUAGAAUACACCAACAAAUUCACGAGCGCACUGACAUCAAAGAGGAAGAUGCUUCUGCCAUUACAUUGAAGGAGGAGGAUAAAACUUGCCCUCAGUGCAUCAAAGUUUUUGAGACUGAUGUAGAACUCUCCUGUCAUGUUGAGGAGCACGGCUUCCACCUCCCUGUCCAAACUAAACCUUACAAGUGCGACUUCUGUUAUAAAUCAUUUUUGCGACUAGAACGUUUGGAAGCACACACAGCAGUUCACGGAAAUGAAGCAGAGAAACCUUUCAGAUGUAACCUGUGCCUGAGACGGUUUUGUAGCAAUGCAGCCUUAAAUACCCAUAUCAAAUUUCACACUGAAGGCAGUAAAGGCUAUGACUGCCCCAUUUGCAGGGAAGGGUUCUUCUCCGUGGCCAGUCUGAAGGCUCAUGUAUCUACGCAUUGUAUAAACGGAAAGUAUGAAUGUCCUACGUGCAACAAGGUAUUCCCUACGUAUAGUAAAAUACGCCGCCACAUACGGUCAUACCAUGCUGUCAUGCCACAUACCUGUUCUGUUUGCAGUAAAGAGAUGCCUUCGAUUGACAAGCUAAAGAUUCAUAUGCUGAGUCAUUCAGAUCGGCGUGACUUCCUUUGUCCAGAUUGUGGAAAGAGGUUUAAACGGAAGGACAAACUUCGUGAACACUCGAAGCGCAUGCAUUCAACUGAACGUGAGGCCCGAGAUUCUAAAUCGGUUCCUAAAGCACCACCCAAGUUUGUCCCUAAGGUUGAUCCAACAGAUUAUAAACAAUUUGUGUACAAGUGCCACACAUGCCUUCUUGGUUUUAAAAGGCGAGGAAUGCUGGUGAACCACUUGGCCAAAAGACAUCCCAGUGUGGACCUGACAAGUGUACCUGAACUUAACCAACCCAUCCUCAAAGCUACACGAUGUUAUUACUGCCAGUAUUGUGAUAAAAUGUAUCGUAGCAGCAGCAAACGCAAGUUGCAUAUUCUUAAGUAUCACCCUGGAGCUGAACUUCCACCACCGUCCACUACCCACAAUGAGGGUGAAAGUGGUGAGGGACCAUCUUUUUCCCAAACUGUUGGUGCUACUACUACAUAUCCACACCCGUGUAAGUGGUGCUAUCGUCAGUAUACUUCAAGAGCAAGACUUGUGCGACACCAGCGCCACCAACAUCCAGUCCUUUGUGCUGACAGCCCAUCCCACAAAGAUUAUGCUCCUGAUGUUCCUGAGUCAGCAGUGAGUAAUGUUGAUCCCUUGCUAGAGGCUCCUGAUGGCUUGUCUGGAGAGCUUGCACUAAGAGGUCAACUUGUCACAGAUGGUAGUCUUCUACGUACUCCUCGCUUGGUGAGUUUGGCACGUGGAGAGCCAAGUACUUCUGGAGCAGCGGGAACAGAGGAUGACUUGCUGACUCAGGCAAUGGGAGAGAUUACUCCACUGGCAAGUGGAGAACAAUAUGUACGUUUAGUGGGCACUGGAACUGAAAGCCAGCAAGUUAUGGUAGGACCAACACAGACUGCUCGUCCCUUAUUGGUCCGCAGCGAUGGGGGACAGCAGGGAGCUGCUUUAACAUUAGUAACUGCUGACAGUCCAGAUACAGUAACCUUUUCUAUUCCAUCAGGGCAGUUUAUAUCCUUGAUUCCAGGGUUGUCUGUGACAGGCACUGCAUCAGCAGUAACCUCAACUUCCCGAUCACUUGCAAAUGGUGGAGCCUCAGUUAAUAUACACACUGUUGAUGCUCAGGAAGGGGUAGGAUCAAGUGGGGGAUUACAGUCAGAGUGUGUGUCAACCAUGAGAAUGACAUCUGCACUGGGCUCAUUAAAUGAUAAUGAAGCUGAAGCUGUUGAACAAGUGGUACUGGCAGCCCAUCAGCCACCAUCACCCUCCAACUCUGUAGUAUGGCAACAAGCUCUGACCUUCACCAGUGCACCUACCUAAGAUAAGAGCUCUUUAUCUUCAUGCAUCAUUCCAUUAAUGUAACGUAACACCAUUCCUUGCCUUCGUAUGUCUUACAUAAGGCUAAAAUUUUCAUUCUCAUGAACUGCAGGUACAGUAUAGAAACCAAGUAUUUCAGUACUUUAUCCAGUGUAAACCAAUUACUAUAAUUUUUUUAUGCACAUCUUUACUCGACAUAACUGCUAUUUAUUUUCAAUUUUUUUUUUUUUGGGGGGGGGGGAGGGGGGGCUGUAUUCAAUCUUAAGUUUUCAGCAGUUUGCUUCAAAUCUCAUUACUGAUAAUAUAGCUUUGAUGAGUUUUGAUUCUUUACUUCUGGAGCCCGACUAUGGGCCAGGCUCAUAAUCAUAAUGGUUUUUUUUUGAGUAUUUUUCACCUAUUAAUGGGGUUACUUUCAAAUUACCAGAAAAAUUAAGGUUUAUAUCUUUUUAAAUUAUUCAUGUAAUUAUUAUAUUGGGAAAGUGUUAAGCCCAUAAAGUGUUUGAGGAAUAGGAGGAGAUUCAGGUUUGCUCCGGGAAAGGAUAGCGUCAGUUCCUUGUAUCAAGAGACCAGCAUCAUUGCACCCCUCUUCCUCCCUGGAAAGGUUUGUGCUUAGUUAUGAAAUUUUUCAGUGUUUUGCUUAAUAUCACAUGCAUGCACUUCCAUACACACUGCUGGGCAUAAUGCAUUUUUAUUUUUUAAUAUUUGAAAAGUUGCAAGGAUUGUGUUGUCAUUUAAGCUCAGUAGGCACUCUUGAAAAAUUGUAUUCAUGUGAAGGGUUAUACAGUCCUACAAGAGGUGAGAUAUAUAUUUAAUGGAAGAGGGGUGGUGGCAGUGUUGUGGAAAAAAUACACUUUAUGCAGAAAAAUGUAAUAAUGCAAAUAGA
This is a messenger RNA of Cherax quadricarinatus, 6885 nucleotides long. RefSeq lists its product as uncharacterized. Gene Ontology annotation, biological process: regulation of transcription by RNA polymerase II. Gene Ontology annotation, cellular component: nucleus. Lineage: Eukaryota; Metazoa; Arthropoda; Malacostraca; Decapoda; Parastacidae. Gene Ontology annotation, molecular function: DNA-binding transcription factor activity, RNA polymerase II-specific; protein binding; RNA polymerase II cis-regulatory region sequence-specific DNA binding. The record is from RefSeq and is a predicted model, not a curated record.